UCCUCACAUGAACUCUCCAACCAUUUUAUAUUCUCUCUUUGUGUGCGCGCGCGUUCCUUAGAGAGAUGGCAGCCGCCAUGAAAGUUGUAUGCAUGAUGCUUCUUGUUGCCAUAUUUCAUAAACACCAUGCCCAUGGCGCAAUAUCAGCAGAUACACAAAAACUUAUCGAUGAAGCCAACAUGAACGGACCUUACUUAGGCUUGCUCAUUCCAAACCUUUUCGAAAUGAACCCUCUUCUUCAACAUCCAAACUAUACUUCCACCAACUUCACCAUUGAUAUUGCUGGAAGGAGAUUUCGGUUCGGGAAAAUUGUUGAGAAAAAUGUUAUAUUAGUCAUGACGGGACUGAGCAUGAUAAAUGCAGGAAUAACGAGUCAGCUACUGUUAACUCUAUUCAAAAUCGAAGGAGUUGUCCAUUAUGGAAUAGCUGGAAAUGCCAACCCCUCCUUACACAUUGGCUUUGUCACUAUUCCUCAAUAUUGGUCACACUCUGCCCUUUGGAGUUGGCAGAGAUAUGGAUAUGGACCCUCUGACGAGCUCCCCCUUGAACCAAAUGGAGACUAUACAAGAAACAUCGGCUACAUAAAAUUUGCAGAUUAUGCCGAAAAUGUGACUGCCUGUAACUCACACGACAACCUAUUGAACAAUGUUUGGUUCCAACCGGAGGAAGUCUUCCCCGUUGACGGUACUCCCGAGCAACGGCAACACGCCUUUUGGAUCCCUGUCGAUCCUCUUUAUUUCAAUAUUUCUAAAUCUCUUGAGGACAUGGAACUAGAGAACUGCGUAAACGCAACGACAUGUUUGGACGAGACACCGAGAGUAGUCCAAGUCCACCGAGGAACAAGCGCAGGCAUUUACGUAGACAACGCUGCUUAUCGAAGCUUCAUUUACAAAAAGUUCAACGUAAGCCCGGUCGACAUGGAGAGUGCAGCAGUGGCACUGAUAUGUAUGCAACAAAGGGUUCCUUUUAUCAUCAUUAGGGCUCUCUCCGACUUGGCCGGUGGUGGCUCGGCUGAAUCGAAUGAGAUCGAUACUUUCAUUUCCCUUGCUUCAAACAAUUCGGUUAAUGUUGUUGUGGAGUUUAUCAAGCGCCUUGUCAGUGACCAUUAAUGUAGUAUCCGUAUGUGGCCAAAAAAUUCUAAAAACUUAAAUAAAGAGAUGCUCUGAAAUGAUCUCAAAUCAUGUUCAGAAUUUCCCA
Gossypium raimondii (Peruvian cotton) is the source of this 1197-nucleotide messenger RNA. RefSeq names its product bark storage protein A. Bases 66 to 1109 code for a protein of 347 amino acids. The transcript is spliced from 5 exons. The record is from RefSeq and is a predicted model, not a curated record. Gene Ontology annotation, biological process: nucleoside metabolic process. Lineage: Eukaryota; Viridiplantae; Streptophyta; Magnoliopsida; Malvales; Malvaceae. Gene Ontology annotation, molecular function: catalytic activity.